Molecule: messenger RNA, 468 nt
Organism: Plenodomus lingam JN3
Lineage: Eukaryota; Fungi; Ascomycota; Dothideomycetes; Pleosporales; Leptosphaeriaceae
Source: RefSeq, a predicted model, not a curated record
AUGAUGCAUUUCGAAUCUUCUCCAAGCUCUUCCCCAGACUCUUCCCCACGUUCCUCCUCCUCUUCAUCGCUACCCAUCACCAUCUCAUCCAGGAAUAUGUCGUCGCCAACCAGCUCGCUCUGCAGCAACGCCUCGAUGGAAUCAUCAACCUCCACCCGUGGCUCCUCGUGCGCCUAUCCCUCAUGGCCGACCGGCCCUUCGCUCGAGUACCGCACCACCCCUUCCUCCUACAUCAGCGACGCCGAUCUCUUCGGCGAGGACUUUGACGACGACUUCUCCUGUCCCUUCCUCCAGGAAGCACCAGCACCACCACGAGUGCCUCCCAUGGCCCAAGCAUUCCCCGUAUUGCCACCUCUGUACGCACCCAAAAAAACCAAGAGUGAGCGUCGGCGCAGCAGUGGUCGCAAGCAGCGUCGCACCUCCAAGCCCAUGACGCCCAUUUCAGAGUCACCCGAGCAAGUCGAGUGA